GCGAAGCCGGCCCAUAACCCAUUCUCUCUCUACCUUCUCUUUUAUUUCAUUCUUUUUCAGUUUCUGUUCUCUGUACUUCGUUCUCUCUCUCUCUCUCUCUUAUGAGAGAUUUCAUUUUUAUGAUUCUCGUCUGCUACUGUUGCUGGAAGCAACAAUAACAGAGGCACAGAUUAGUUGAUUAAGAACGAACGAGAACCCUGAUUAGAACAGCCGGAAAUGCUGCUAAAGCUGCAGAUUCCGGCGAUAUUCCAGCGAGAUUGACUGGUUUCGUGGAUUAGAAAAAAAAAAUGCGUGAGACAGUGUUCUGUGAUGAGGAAGACAACAGCGGAAACGGUAACAAGAAGAAGAAAUCCGAGGAAGACGUUAAGGAAGCAGCAGAGGCAGAAGAGGAAGAAGAAGUUGUGGUAAUACCCACACCUUUUGUCGUCGGCCGGAGCCGAUCUCAGGCGGGAAAUACCCGUCGAGUAACCCCAACCACGACUGCAACCAUCGAUACCUGUGGCGCCACCGCUACCGCUACCGCUACAGCUACCGCAACUACCCCUACCCCUACCCUCGCGACCGUAGAGAAAAUCCUUCCCAACGGUGAUCUCUACACUGGAAGCUUCGUCGGAAACGUACCUCACGGUACAGGGAAGUAUCUCUGGACAGACGGUUGUAUGUACGAAGGUGAGUGGCGGAAAGGUAAAGCUUCUGGUAAAGGUAAGUUUUCUUGGCCCUCUGGAGCUACCUACGAAGGCGAAUUCAAAGCGGGAAGGAUGGAUGGUGUGGGUACUUUCAUCGGUGCUGAUGGUGACACUUACCGUGGAUCUUGGACGGCCGAUCGGAAACAUGGGGUUGGCCAGAAAAGCUACGCUAAUGGAGAUUACUAUGAGGGUACAUGGCGGCGUAAUUUGCAGGAUGGGCAAGGAAGGUAUGUGUGGAAGAAUGGGAACGAAUAUGUGGGUGAAUGGAAGAACGGUGUGAUCUGUGGUAGAGGUGUUUUGGUUUGGGCUAAUGGGAAUCGAUUUGAUGGGCAGUGGGAAAACGGUGUUCCUAAGGGGAAUGGUGUUUUUACAUGGCCUGAUGGGAGUUGCUAUGUAGGUUCUUGGUGUAAGGAUCUGAAGAAUCAACACCAGCCUAAUGGUACCUAUCUUCCGAGUAAGAACUCUAAGGAUCGGAGUGAUUUGCAGAGGAGUCCUUUGGCUGAGGAGAACUUUAUGUUGACCAUGAGGAAGAGGUCUUCGGUUGAUGGAGGUAGAGGAAGCUUGGCUGAGAGGAGUUUCCCUCGAAUUUGCAUUUGGGAAUCGGAUGGUGAAGCUGGGGAUAUCACUUGUGAUAUCAUCGAUAAUGUGGAAGCAUCGAUGCUUUAUCGGGAUGGAACGGAUUCGGAUCGGAGUGUUGCUUGGCAGAGGCGAAGUCCUUGUUGUUUUGCUGGAGAGGUUAAGAAACCUGGGCAGCCUAUAUCAAAGGGGCAUAAGAACUAUGAUUUGAUGCUUAAUCUUCAACUGGGUAUCAGGUAUUCCGUUGGCAAGCCUGCUUCCACUCUGCGGUCCCUUAAACCGUCUGAUUUCGACCCUAGGGAGAAGUUCUGGACGAGGUUUCCGUCGGAGGGAUCGAAAAUUACACCCCCUCAUCAAUCGGUAGAGUUUCGAUGGAAGGAUUACUGUCCCAUGGUGUUCAGACAUCUGAGGGAGUUGUUCAACAUUGACCCUGCGGAUUACAUGCUAGCUAUUUGCGGAAAUGACGCUCUGAGAGAACUUUCUUCUCCAGGAAAGAGUGGAAGCUUCUUUUACCUUACACAGGAUGAUCGGUUCAUGAUAAAGACCGUGAAGAAAUCCGAAGUCAAGGUGCUUCUUAGGAUGCUUCCAAGUUACUAUGAACAUGUUUGUCGGUAUGAGAACUCACUGGUCACGAAAUUCUUGGGUGUGCAUUGUGUCAAACCAGUGGGUGGCCAGAAGACCCGGUUCAUCGUGAUGGGCAAUUUAUUCUGCUCGGAGUAUCGUAUCCACAGGCGAUUUGACCUUAAAGGAUCUUCACAUGGCCGUACAACGGACAAACCUGAGGGAGAGAUUGAUGAGACCACCACCCUAAAGGACCUUGAUCUCAAUUUUGUGUUUCGUCUGCAACAGUCUUGGUUUGGGGAGCUAAUGAAACAAAUUGAUCGGGACUGUGAAUUCUUGGAAUCUGAGAGAAUCAUGGAUUAUAGCCUCUUGGUGGGUCUCCACUUCCGUGAUACCUGUGAUACCUACACAGGUGAUAAAUCAGGGUUGUCACCCCUUAUUGUGCCUUCAGGCAAGAGGGAGACAUGUCAAGACCAUGAAGUUAUGAGUGGGUGUCGCUUCUUUGAUGCGGAGGUCCAGGAUAUGGAUUAUGUUGUGGCUGGGCGGAAACCAUUGAUCCGGUUAGGCGCAAACAUGCCUGCAAGAGCAGAGCAGGUGGUAAGGAGGAGUGAUUUUGCUCAGUCCACCCCAACUGCAGGAGGAAAUUCAACACCAGUACGUGGUGGUGGUGAGAUCUAUGAAGUGGUUUUAUACUUCGGAAUCAUUGACAUCCUCCAAGAUUAUGAUAUAAGUAAAAAGCUAGAACAUGCAUACAAGUCCCUGCAAGCUGAUCCAACCUCCAUAUCAGCAGUUGACCCUAAGCUCUACUCAAAGAGAUUCCGGGACUUCAUUCGCAGAAUAUUUAUUGAGGAUAAGUGAUGAAGAAAGGAGAAGAAAAUUGAACCCAUACACUGCUCUGAUCGAAUCAUGAACCUCAUGCCACGGACAAUUCAUCGCCAGGAUCCCUAGCCUUUUCGAGCAAUGGCUGGCCUGGACUGUAAAGAUGCCCACGAGGGGCCUAUCGCGCGGCACUGACAGGGGACUGUUCAAUGGCUGAAUUUUGGUGAUCAGCCAUGUUGGUGAAAGUGGGGGUGGGGGGUGUAAACUGUAUAUGGUUAAAUAGGCGGGAGAAUUGGAUUCUUAUUUUUAUUUUUUUUCCCCUACUUCUGGGUAACCAUCAAAUGUGAAGAUUUGGAAGAUAGAUACAGGAAAUAGAAGAAUGCUUCCGAGAGAGAUUCAAAGUGAGGACUGGAAUAAGAAUUGUACAGAUAAAGGAGAGUUAGAUUAUGGAAAAAUUUUAUAGAUUGUUUUUUCCCCUCUCCCCUCGUGAA
Messenger RNA from Macadamia integrifolia, 3133 nucleotides. RefSeq names its product phosphatidylinositol 4-phosphate 5-kinase 2-like. The transcript has 8 exons. Lineage: Eukaryota; Viridiplantae; Streptophyta; Magnoliopsida; Proteales; Proteaceae. Gene Ontology annotation, biological process: phosphatidylinositol metabolic process. The coding region runs from base 288 to 2681 and encodes 797 amino acids. Gene Ontology annotation, molecular function: 1-phosphatidylinositol-4-phosphate 5-kinase activity; ATP binding. The record is from RefSeq and is a predicted model, not a curated record.